This is a messenger RNA of Styela clava, 2383 nucleotides long. RefSeq names its product endoribonuclease LACTB2-like. Gene Ontology annotation, cellular component: mitochondrial matrix. NCBI's taxonomy places the organism in Eukaryota, Metazoa, Chordata, Ascidiacea, Stolidobranchia, Styelidae. The record is from RefSeq and is a predicted model, not a curated record. Gene Ontology annotation, molecular function: single-stranded RNA binding; RNA endonuclease activity.
CUCGGCACCUAGUUACAUUUUUUUUAAAACUGUCAUAAAUCGUCUGUAUGAGUCUGUUUGUAUUUUACCGUAUCCGUGCAGUCGUCAACUGAAGCCACAGCCGCAAAGGGGUCAAGUUAUUUGAACUCAUUCUUAUGGCCUAUACCGGUACGGUACGGUACCAGUACCGGGUAUUUUAGUAUUUUACUCAUCUAUAAUUUUGUAAUUUGCUAGCGGUCGGACAGACUGCAGUAAAUUGAAUGUUCUCAAAAAACAGUGACAUGCUCACAUGUAACAAAAUCCGAAAAAGAUGAUGAUGUGGAAUGUUGUUCAGUUCAUUUUCUUACUGCCUCGCAGCCUCAUGGUUAUGUCAGUAUGUUUUAUAUAUACUGCAGUAUGAGAUUGAUUCAAGCAAGGUCUUAAACCUUUGCUUAUAGCUGUAUUGUGGAAAUAUUCAUGUAGCAUAUUACUGACAGAAGAAAUAUGACCUCAAAAGUACUUUAUAUCUGUAUAUACAUAUAUAACUCUCUGAAUUUCUGUUUAUUGUUUAAACAGAAAUUCCAGUCUGCCAAUAGAAUAACCAGUUUUCUGUUUUUAUUUUGUUAGUGUAUAUCUAAGGGAUUAGGGCACCAUAAGGUUAUAUUAAUCCACCUCCUCACCUCUGUCUCUUAUAUAUUGAUCCAAGUUUUUAAAUUUAUAGACAAGCAGCUAACAUAUAUGUUACAAUUUUUAAAAAAGAUUUUAAAUUUGGGAAUCAGUUGAAUAUUUUGAAAUUUUAUAUGAUUUCCACACGAAACUGCAAAGCCCAAGUGUUAUUAUAUUUUAUAGGCGAUGAACUUAAAUAUUACAACCAAUACAGCAAUAUGCAGAUAUGGAUGAUUAAUUACCAAUUUACCAUAUUUCUGUUAUCGUGUAAUUCUUCUUUUUCAUUUAAGGUAUACAAAUAUUACUGUAUUAUGGUAAAACAGAAUCAUACUGUAUAAAAGAUAAUAAAAAAUGUCUUCAGUCAUACCUAAGAUUGAGCAACUGUCAAGCAGAGUUAUUCGUGUUCUGGGAUGCAACCCGUCUCCAAUGACUUUACAGGGCACAAACACUUACAUUGUUGGCACUGGCAGAAAACGUAUUUUAAUCGAUACUGGUAAUCCAAGUGUGCCUGAUUACAUUUCAAAUUUGAAUUCUACUUUGAAAAAAUUUAACGUUAGUAUUGAAGGAAUUGUUCUUACUCAUUAUCAUAUGGAUCAUAUCGGUGGUAUAGCUGACAUUGAAAGGGAUGUUAUUUCUAGGGGACAAAAUGUUCCACUAUAUAAAUUCAGGCGAGGUAUUGAUGGCUGGGAAAGUGAAACACCUCCAAACACUGAUUCUAAAUAUUCUUUUGUUGAAAAUGCUUCAACAAUAAAUACAGAAGGUGCAACAUUGAAAGUAUACCAUACACCUGGCCAUACAGAUGACCAUAUUAUACUUCAGUUAAUUGAGGAAAAUAAUGUGUUUUCUGGUGAUUGUGUGCUCGGUGAAGGCACUGCUGUGUUUGAAGAUCUUUAUGACUACAUGAAGUCUCUCGAUUUCAUUUUGAGUCUUAAACCUGGAAAAAUAUACCCCGGUCAUGGCCCAGUUCUUGAGAAUCCAAUAGAAUAUGUUCAAUAUUACAUCAGCCACAGGAAUGAAAGGGAAAGCCAAAUAAUAUCAGCUCUGAAAGAUUCGUCUGAGCCCCUCAAAAGCCUUGACAUUGUGAAAAUUAUAUACGAUAUACCAGAACAUCUUUAUGGCCCAGCUGAUAUCAAUGUUAACAAUCAUCUGAGGAAACUGCUGAAAGAAAACAAAGUUGGCCUAAAGGAGGGUGACUUCUGGCACAACUGUCAAGCUUCUCUUUAACUAUUAUUGAAUUCUUUUAAUUUGAUUCAAAUAUCAGUGUUAUGCUUCUCAUUUUUUAUUCCUUUUAAUUGCGAUUUGAAAUUUUAUGGGGGCUGAGGUCACAAAAGCUAAUUAAAGUGUAUGAUACUCAUCUGAAAUCCUAGUUAGGUUUAGUCCAAAUUAAUUGAGCUGAUUUUAUGAGAACUGUAAAUUUAUUCUUAACUUCACUCAUUUUACUAUAUUUCUAUGAUAUUUUUGUAGAGCACAACGUGUGCCUUGACAUAUACCAUACUUAAUGGAGAAAUAAAUAAUUGGCAAUUACGGUAGUAUUCAAUUUACAUCAUCAUAAAUAAAAAUUAAAGGAUCGUUUUAGGGUAUUUUAUUUUAUCAUGAUAGUGCAAUUUUUGCAAUGUUCGUAAAUUGCAAGCGAUUAGAUAUAUAAACAGCCCAAUGUUGUCUUACAUUAUGCAAUGAUAUCUUGCUCAUGUGUGGUAAUUUUCUUUAAUUACGUUACAAAGCUUUUUGUGUUAAUAAUUGUUAUUUAUAUUUAAAUUAG